Messenger RNA from Stegastes partitus (bicolor damselfish), 2998 nucleotides. RefSeq names its product chromodomain helicase DNA binding protein 7 (gene chd7). The annotation marks the transcript as partial. The record is from RefSeq and is a predicted model, not a curated record. NCBI's taxonomy places the organism in Eukaryota, Metazoa, Chordata, Actinopteri, Pomacentridae. The transcript has 6 exons.
AGUGUCUGGAGGGGAGGACUCGGGAGCGCGACCAGCCGAGGGAUCGAUCGGAUUAAACUCGAUUUGAGUGAAAUUAACACAAAGGAGAGAAGAGCAACGCACACUAGUCGGCGAGGUCGCGGAUGCGAGACACGCCGGAGAAAUAUUUCAUGAAAAACAAAAAAAACUUGAACUUUUUUCAUCUGUUUAUUUAUAUUUCUAACUGAAAAGGACCACGGUGGAUUUUUUUUUCAAGCAAGCGGAGAUACUAACCCUACUAACGAGGAGUUGAUUUGAUAAAAAGCCCGAAGUGACCGAGCUUGCUGGGAACCUUAAUGAGGACCAUGGAGUAGAAAGCUUCAAAUUAGCAGCUAUCUGAUUAGCUCCUCACUGCACAACACACCUCCCUCCAUCCAGUCCCCUCCAUCUGUGGGCCCCCCACCCAGCCAUGGCGGACCCAGGGAUGUUGAGCUUAUUCGGGGACGAUGCAGGGCUGUUCUCAGAUGGAUUAGAUGGUUUAGGAGACUGCUUUCCUCAGCAGCCAGCCCCUGGCCAGUCCAACCCUUUAGCCCAGCAGACUAAUCCCUCUCUGAACCAUGAGCACCAGGGAAAUAGGGGUUACCACCAGGGGAUGAUCCAUGGUGCUGGGCCUAGCCCAGGGCAGGCGAAAAUGGGGCAAAUGUACGACCACGGCCCCUACACAGGCUAUGAUCAGUCUGGUGCCCCCGGAGGACGGAUGAUGGCCCAGAACGGACCCAGCCAGGGGCCGCCAAAUGUGAACACGGCCAUGAAUGGCAUGGCCUCCCACUACCAUAAUAACCCAGCUAACUCUAGCAACCCCCACCAUGGGUACCAGGGUGAUGCUGGGGGAGGAGGAGGUGGGGGUGGAGUUUGGGGCCAGCAACAGCAGAACAGAUCAGCUUAUCAGCAGGCUCCGGCACAACCAGGGGGCGCCCCCAACCAGAUGGGAGGCUACCAGAUGUCUCAAGGCAACUAUGGUGGGAUGCAAGGUCCACCUACAUCCAAUGCAGCUCGCAUGAACCAACACUACCCUCCACAGAGCAUGGCGCCCCCUCCUGCUCAGGACCCAUCUCACUACUUGGGACACGUUGGAAUGACGGGGACCCAGAUGAGACACCCUCAGCCUCAGCAACAGCCCCAGGGUUACCCCAACAUGGGCCACACACCCCGAUACCCACACUCCCCCUCUCGACAGCCUCCACACCCCCACCAGCACCAACAGGGCAUGGGGGGAUUUGGGGGUGCUCAGUAUUCUGGCUAUCAGGCCCAAUAUGGAGCCAUGGGACCCGGGAUGGGCCAGGGUGCUAAUGCUAAUGUCAAUGCUAACACCAGCCAGGCCAUGGGACCAGGGCAGCUUGGCCAGAGGUUUACCCAGGGAUCAGGAACAGCACCGGGGCAACAGGGGCAGCGAUACCCCCCUGGACCGCCACACCAAACCCAACCCCUUCAGACCCAUUCUGCCCCGAUGCAGCAGCAGGCAGGGCAGCAGAGCCAGCCUAUGCACCCCCUAAACCACCCCCAGCACCCUCAGAAUCUGCCCCAGCCCCAAAACCAAGCCCAGUCCCACCUUGCCCCCCCAGCUCAGGGAUCUUACCCCUCCCCUUCAUCCAUGUCCCCCAUGCGGGUUUUGGGAACACCAACCCCUCCUCCACAACAGGGCAGACCCCCUAGCGCAGGACUAGCUGGGCCCCCAGAGGUUGCAGGAUACACUGCCCUGCAGUCUCCACCCAAUGCUAUGGCCCAUCCACAGAGAACUCCCCAGACCCCUCUCUCUGCCCCACACCCCCAACACCAGCAGACCCACAACAUGCCUCCAAAUGCAGGGCAGAUGUAUCCUGGUAUGGGGCCGCAGCGUGGUCCACAAAUGGGACCAAACAGGCCUCAGCUCCAGCAACAGCAAGGGCCUCACGAAGCUCCAGUCAGUCAGGGGGGAGACCAGCGUCUGCUCCAGGCCCAGCAGCAGGCCUCUCGAAGCGGGCAGCCCUUGCAGCCUGCUCCCAUGGGUUUCCAGGGUCCGCCCGUUGGUCAGCAUGGAGCGCCGGCCCAGAACCAGGGCUUAGCUCCACAGGGCCAGAGCGCUCAGACGCAGCACGCACAUCUGCCCCCACACCCCCACCACCUGCAGAGCACGCCCCCUCCCUCCAACCAGGUCUCUCACCCAUGGGCACCUCCGCCCGCCACCUCCCACCCACUCUCCUCACCCCCUCUUACCCCACAGAAAGUGCCUCACAUACAGCAUUCCCCCACGGACCCGUCAGGUGAUGCCUCAAUGAUGGUUCCUGACAGGCCAACGGUCGGCACCGGAGCCCCCGGCCAGCCUAUCAGCACAGAGAAGCCCAGCGACCAGGAGACCAAGCCAAAAAAGAAGAAGAAGAAGAAAGCUAAAGCAGGGGAUGGAGAAGAAGAAGAGGGAGGGAAGAAGGCAGUGAGGGAAAGUGGAGAGGAAGACAUAAAGUCCGAAUUUCCCGGAAUAGGAAGCGAUGCAGGUGAACAGGUUACUGGCACAGGAGCAGCAGAGGGAAGUUCACCGCCGGUGGAGGAGAAGAAAAAGCGGAAAAAGAAACCAAAGGAGAAGGCAGAGGGCAAGGAGCCCAAAGAGCCCAAGACCCCGAAGACGCCCAAAACACCCAAAACACCGAAGACCCCCAAAGAGCCCAAGGAGCCCAAGGAGAAGAAAGCCAAGAGCUCCACACCCAAGGCCAAGACUCCCAAGAAAACCAGCAGUAAAAAGGUGGAGUCGGAGGGCGGGGCUAGCGCUGCUAAGAAGGAUUCUAAGAGGAAGAGAGAGUCAUCAGUCAGUGAUGACGUGGAGGUGAAGUCUCCACCCCCCUCUCCUCCUGAAGAAGAAGAUGAUGAUGGUGUGCAGAAGCGUCGCUCCAGCCGUCAGGUGAAGAGGAAGAGGUACACAGAGGAUCUGGAGUUUAGGAUCUCUGACGAUGAUGACAGCGGAGACGACUCUCCAGCACCAAAAUCCCCAUCGUCCUCAUCACAGCAACAG